AUGUCGGAACUAUUUAAAAAAUGGUUCCUCUCAAAAAGACCAGCUGGCUCUAGGGUUGCCAAUUUAGAGACAAGUUUUGAUGUCAACAUAACACUGAGGAAGCUUAAGCGCUACAGACCAGCUGUUUCUGAUCUUUGCCACUAUGGUUUUCUCGGCAGUGUUCUUCUUUUUGUUUUCAUUGUAAAUCCAUUGCCCUGGAUUUUCAAGAUCGCAUUAUAUUUCUUUGUGGGGACUCUCUUUAUGCUCCCGGCUACUUCGCAGUUUUUCUUUAAUGCCUUACCGAUUUUAACAUGGUUAGCACUGUAUUUCACUUCUUCAUCAUUUUCUGUCGAUUACAGACCACCCAUCACCGUUCAAGUCCUACCAGCAAUUGAAACUAUUCUUUAUGGUGAUAACUUAAGUGAUAUAUUGGCAACUUCUGAAAAUAAGGCAAUGGAUUUAAUAUUUUGGCUACCAUAUGGUAUAUUUCAUUUCGGAGCUCCAUUUGUGGUUGCGGCUAUUCUGUUUUUAUGCGGCCCGCCAACCAUCCUACGAGGUUAUGCCUUUGCAUUUGGCUAUAUGAACCUAUUCGGCGUAAUGAUGCAAAACCUCUUUCCUGCCGCACCUCCAUGGUAUAAAAAUUUAUACGGUCUAAGCCCUGCAAACUACAGCAUGAAGGGCUCACCAGGGGGACUUGCAAGAAUUGAUGAAUAUUUUGGCAUCAAUUUGUACACCUCCGGUUUUUCGAAUUCAGCGGUAAUUUUUGGGGCAUUUCCAUCCCUGCACUCGGGUUGUGCAACCAUGGAGGCUCUUUUCUUUUCAUAUGUUUUCCCUAAGCUGAGGCCACUUUUCAUUUUCUAUGUUUGUUGGUUGUGGUGGUCUACCAUGUAUUUGACCCACCAUUAUUUUGUAGACUUGAUGGCGGGUUCUGUACUAUCUUACGUGAUUUUUCAGUACACAAAAAUAUUUCAUCUUCCGGUGGCCGACGGUUCAAUGUAUUCUCGGUGGGGCUAUGGUGAAGUUGUGAAGUUCAAUCUGUAUCAGGCUGAUCCAUUGAGUGUGUCUCCAAAUGACAUUGAGAGUCUUCAAGCUCCUUUAACUCUAGAGACUGAUUUUGAGCUCAAUUCCAUGAACAACAGCGCAUCUCCUUCGAUAUUUGACAAUAGUAGGUCAGUUUCGAGAUCUUCAGGAACUUCUAAUACUUCUCUAGAUAUUCAAGAGGAAGUUUUCUCUUCUCCAAGGUUGAACAACAAACAGAGAAUAGAUUGA
Molecule: messenger RNA, 1248 nt
Organism: Lachancea fermentati
Lineage: Eukaryota; Fungi; Ascomycota; Saccharomycetes; Saccharomycetales; Saccharomycetaceae
Source: the annotation of a GenBank genome assembly